UUAGUUUAAAAGUAUUGAAGCUUGUUUGGUCGCGCUGUCAAUAAUUUCAUUCAUUCUCUAGCCAUAUUCCAUUAUAAAAACAACUCAUACUCGUUUUGCGAUAUGGACGACGAACAACACGCAGCAAUAAUUUUCGAAUUAAAUUGAACAAAAAAAAAUAUAAAGCAAUUUUUUUUCUAAAUUCUUUGUUAUGUUUUAACAAUUUUCUCAGUGAAAAUGUGAAAUUGUGUUAAAAUAUACAAAGUUGAUUUGGUUUACGUUUAAUCGUGUACGCGUAUUCAUUUGACUCGCGUUAAAAGUUUUCUGACACAUACACAAAAGUGGUGACAUAGCGAAAUAGCCAAAAAAACAGAGACACUUUCAUCGAAUUAAAGACAAAAAUAUCGAAAUUUAUCGCAACAGAAUAUCGUGUGAAAUUGACAACAUUUAACUUUUGACGAAAAAUCUGUGUAUUUUGUGAAUGAAAACGAGAAAGGACUGCAGGCAGUGACUGCAUGUUUUUUUUUGUCAUUAUACUUGAAGUGCACCAACAUUUGAUUGCCAUACAGUGAGUUGUGAGUGAUAGUGUUUAUUCUUUUCGCUUUGUUUUGUUGCUCGAUUUCAUUUUGUGUGUGCAUGCAUAUAAAAACGAAUAAAAAAAAUAGAAACAAACUAAACUAAAUAUUAAAGGUUCGUGCAAAUAUACACGUGUUUAUUAAAGAGAAAGAAAAAAAAAACAAAAAAAAUUCGUGGAGAAUAGAGAAAGAGAGACGCCAGUAGGAAAGGAAAAAAAAGCAUGUGAUUACAUACGCAUAUAAUGUUUCCUGAGCAACAACAACAAUUACGAUAAAAAUUGACUCUUUCUGUGUGUUUGGUGUUGUUGUCAACGACUAGCUGUGUGGCGAUUAGGAUUCUCAUUAAUUCAGCAAGAAUGUUAAUGUGGGCCAAUCCAACUUUAUAUUAUAAAUGUUGACGACGUAAAACACAACAGAUCUACUUUGAAAAUUAAAAUGAUGCUAUCGGAACACUAGGUAUCUAAUCAUAUAUGCGCAUCAUUUUGACAGCUCCGAACCAUUUUGCUUCGAAGUGAAACAAUCCACGAGACAUAUAUUCUUUGAAUAGUUUUACGGUGUUUAUUACAGAAAAACAUGCAUUAAUCACAAGAAGAAGAAAACAAAUCUGUGAAUAAUUUUGUUCAAGUCGCAAAUAUAAAGUGAAAAAAAAAAUUAAGGAAUUUCACAUUCAAUUGUUUUGCAAAUAAAGUUGUGUGAAUGACAUUAAUAGGGCCUGGAGCUCCAGGUAUGGCCUUCAUGAUGAAAAAGAAAAAAUACAAAUUUUCCGUCGAACUGAAUCUUGAGGAGUUGGUUGAAGUGCCAUUUUUAAAUGCCGUUCUAUUUGCAAAAAUUCGAUUACUCGAUGGCGGCUCAUUCCAGGAAUACAGCACUCGCGAGGAGGUUAAAAAUCACACAGUGAAAUGGAACCAAAAAUUUGAAAUUGUUUGUAAAAUGUCGGCAAAUGCAUCUACCGGUAUUUUGGAUCCGUGUACAUUACGAAUAUCGGUACGAAAGGAGAUUAAAGGCGGUCGCAGCUAUCAAAAAUUGGGAUUUAUUGAUUUGAAUUUAGCGGAAUUUGCUGGUUCUGGUUUGAUACCAAAACGAUGCUUACUCGAGGGAUAUGACACUCGGCAUCGACAAGACAAUUCAAUGCUGUGCAUUGCCAUUAAAAUGCAUAUGCUCAGUGGUGAUAUUCUUUUUAAAGUUCCAACAAGUUUAAUUAAUAAAAAAUUAGCGUCACGUGACGAUUUAGGUAGUGAUAUAUUAGUUGGUGUUGAAAAUACACCGUUACCUGGAACGACGCGGCCAACGAGCGUAAUACCAUCAACAGCAAGCGUCAAUACUCUGCCCGGUCUUGUAGGUGGAAUACGUGAUGAUUCAUCAAUCACAUCGGGAUCAUCUGGUUUUGGAUCGUUACCAAAGAAAAAGAACGAUGACGGUAUGUCGAUGAUGGUAAAUGUCACCGACUCAAGCAUGUCUGAAUCAUCCGAGCCGUUGAACACGCUGCUGACCGAUUCGAUAACAUCAACGACGGCCAAUCAAUUAUCACUGCAGCAGUUGUCGGGAAUUCAAACGCAACAAUCGGCAUUGUCAACCGCAAACACUGGCAGCAGUGGCAUUGAGCAAGGUCAUUCACGCAAUUCGAGUAAUACUAGUCAAAUGUCUAAAGGAUCUGGUUAUAGUAGUUUUUCGCAAAGUCAACACUCGAGGCAAAGUUCUGAAGGCGAUUCGAGUCAUACGAGGUGUCAUCCAGUUUUCUCGAAAUCGACACCAAUAGCGAAUCGUCUGUAUCCGAAAUCGUCUUUAAAAAUAAAAAUGCCAACCAGUCCUGAAUCGGAUGGUGAAAUUUAUUUAACACCAAAUACAUCGGUGUCCAUUGAUAGUGAUGAUAAUAGCAGAAUUGGUAAAAACGUUGUAAUAUUUGAACAUGUAAAACCGCCGCCACGUUCAAAGAACGGUUAUCGAAUUGAUAAAAUUCAAAGUAUGAGUAGCAUCGCAAAUGGCAAUCAUAAUUAUAAUAAAGAUGCAUCAAAUGACAAUCGAACCGAUCAUCAACUUUCCCAUGAUAAACAAUAUUCGAGCAAUAAUAAUAAUGAUGGACAAAAUAACUGUAUAUAUCGCAUGAAUUCGCUGGGUAAUCUGUCACAAUACGAACGUGAUUUCGGUUCAACGCCAAAGUCAUUGCUCAGACUCAAAGAAGAAUUUGAAAAUCGACGUAUUGCAUUGUUAGCACAGCGCAAUUCAUUAAAUAAUCUACUAAAAAAUAGUAAUAACGAUGCCACUGAUAAAAAUGGUGAUAAUAAUAAUUGUUUGUUUGCACGUACGCAACGAAUGCAUAAGAAACGAUUCGGAAUCGGUGAUACCAAGUAUAUUGGUACUGAAAAUGAUACGCCCGAAUCAAAGCAAUAUCAUCUCACUAAGAUGAAAUCAUUGGGUACAAUAUCCGAUUCACUGGUCAGUGAACGCAUCACAUACGAUCCAUUUUUAACGCCAAUGAUACCGCGUCGACGGCAUCCAGCCAGUUUGCAUAGCUUUGAAGAGGAAGAUACUCGAAAUGAUUUUAACAGUGAUAGUGGCAGUUCCGAUGAACAAGAAAAUUUUCUACGUCAUCAACCCGACGAACAUGUACGUUUUAUACACGAAAGUAAUUUGUUGAAAGGCUCAUUUGAACGUGGCUUUCGGCGUAGUUAUAAUAAAAAACACGAUCGUCCAGUUUCAACAACGGCAACGGGUCUACGACAAUCAGAUGGUUGCUUUAAAAUGCCAUUGCCCGUUGAUAGGCAGCAACAGCAGCAGCACUCUCAUGUACCGGCUGAAAAACAACAAAAAAAUCGAUCAUCUGUACACAGUCUGCCCAGUGAUGGGAAAUUUGAAGUUACUAGAAAUCCGAGUGCAGGUUCACUUGCAAGUGAGACUGGUUCGCUGGAUCGUAUGAAAGCAGCAGCUGAACGACGAAAGAAAGGUUUAGAUGACAGUGGAACAACGGUGUCGGGACGUGUCGAAGGCACCCGAGUCAAUCCAGAUUCGCUAAUUGACGAAUUAUUAAAGAAUACCAAAUUAGAUCAAGUUGGAGAAGGUGGCGGUGGAUUGCAGUUAUACAUUGCAAGCGAUGGAACUGCAUCACUGGGAAAUCACAAUGAAGUUAAGUCACGACUUUCUGGAACUGUAUUUAAAGUUGUCAAUCCAAGAUAGUAGCGCACUCAACAAAAUGCAUUUUUGGUUGCCGCUACGAUGACGACAAAAACAACAACGGUCUCUGGUCAUUAGACCCAUUUUGACAUCAUUACUAUUUAUUCGGUGCAUGACGACAAUUCCAUAGCGAAAACCAUUUAAACAAUUAAAUAAAUGAAAUCAA
Contarinia nasturtii (swede midge) is the source of this 3888-nucleotide messenger RNA. RefSeq lists its product as uncharacterized. The record is from RefSeq and is a predicted model, not a curated record. The transcript is spliced from 10 exons. The coding region runs from base 1251 to 3725 and encodes 824 amino acids. Lineage: Eukaryota; Metazoa; Arthropoda; Insecta; Diptera; Cecidomyiidae.